AUGAUCCGCAAAGCAUUCGGGAUCGCCUUGGUGGCCUGCAUUGGCGCUGAUGUUGUCGGGGCAUUUGCUCCUUCGCUUCACUCUGUGAACAUCCGCAAGGUCACAACUGCGUCUCACUCUAUGAAAGGAACUCAGCUUGCGACUGCCGGGACUGCACGCAGGGUGCAGCUCCGCGCCAGCGGCGUUCAGAUGAAGGCACAAAGCGAUCGUACAGCCGAGCAGCUGAAGGGGGACCUCAUGACGGUGUUGAGCUAUGGGACUGGACUUCAGCAGGCGGCCGAUCCCAAGAAUCGGAUUGAAGUAAAUGAGAUCCUCCUUGAAUUGGAGCCCAUGAACCCAACGGAGUCCCCGGCCAUGUCUUCUUUGAUGAACGGUGGCUGGGAGCUUGUGUACACAGGCGGCUACGCACCAGGUCUCUUCGACAGCCCAACCCGUGAGAUUGCCCUCUUGCUGUAUACCGGGGGAUAUCGUCCUGGACUGGUUGCAAACCUUCUUUCCAAGCUUCCUGCACCUCUGGCCUCGGCUUUGUCCGUCGAGGAUGUCGAACUUAAGAUUGAGGAGACUGAGCCAAGAGUUGAGGCCUCCCUCAAAGUUCAGGCGGUUGGAAACGAGCAAAUGAUUCGUAGCAAGGGAAACUUGGUUGCAGAGUCGGAUGUGCGCAUGCGUGAGACCUUCAUGAAAUUGGAGGCAUUUGGCCAGUCCAUUGAACUUCCUGGUCCCUUCAAGUACUCCAGGAAUCUCCUUGUUACUUACUUGGAUGAUGAUUUCUUGAUCGUGCGUGACGAAUCUGGUGUUCCGGACAUCUGGUUGAGAAAGUCAAAGAAUGAAGUUGCCUCUGCUCCUUCCAACGAGACCGCCACCAAGGACCCGUCUGUAGACCCAACCUACGAUGGUCCAGCGUGGGAGGACAACAGGCCAGAGGAUGUUGGACCCAGCGACUACUAGACUCUAAUUCCCACGUAAAUGAAAAAUACAUAAUUC
This is a messenger RNA of Guillardia theta CCMP2712, 981 nucleotides long. RefSeq lists its product as hypothetical. Bases 1 to 945 code for a protein of 314 amino acids. Lineage: Eukaryota; Cryptophyceae; Pyrenomonadales; Geminigeraceae. The record is from RefSeq and is a predicted model, not a curated record. The transcript has 4 exons.